This is a messenger RNA of Vespula vulgaris, 3718 nucleotides long. Its product is annotated as hexokinase-2-like. The coding region runs from base 179 to 1591 and encodes 470 amino acids. Gene Ontology annotation, cellular component: mitochondrion; cytosol. Lineage: Eukaryota; Metazoa; Arthropoda; Insecta; Hymenoptera; Vespidae. Gene Ontology annotation, molecular function: D-glucose binding; fructokinase activity; mannokinase activity. The record is from RefSeq and is a predicted model, not a curated record. Gene Ontology annotation, biological process: glycolytic process; glucose 6-phosphate metabolic process; intracellular glucose homeostasis. The transcript has 10 exons.
UCCGGUCAGACGAAGUUAGAACGGUUGAGCUUUUCGCUAGCGAGAGCUCUAACGUCAGUCACGAUCUUGCGUCUGAUCGCGCAGCACGUGCAAAUUGUCAGUAUCAGGAUAGACAAGUGUGAGCACGUUUGUAGAUAAACCUACAAUCAUAUUCGUAUAAUCUCGGUUGUUAAAAGAAAUGGUUGUACCGGCGGAACAUGCGCUCCAUGAGGCCAUUCAGGUUUCACCACUUAAAUUGUCAAACGAUGUUAGAAGACAGAAAAUCGAAAACCGGUUAGCACGAAUGCGUUUAUCUGCAACGACUGUUAGAAAGAUUCAGGAUGUAUUCGUUUCGGAGAUGAACAAGGGUAUCCAUCAAGAACCGUCAUCUUUACAAAUGGAGAACACGUAUGUACCGGAACUCGUAGAUGGAACAGAGGCGGGACGUUUUUUAGCAUUAGAUCUUGGCGGGACUAAUUUUCGAAUUCUCUUAUUGGAAUUGAAGAAUGGCAGAGUUGUGAGGGAGAAUGUGAAGAAUUAUCACAUCGGAUCUGAAUUAAGGGUUGGCACAGGCCUUCGUUUGUUCGAUUAUUUAGCCGAAUGCCUUAGUGAUUUCGUAAUUAACCAGGGUCUUCAGGAUGUGGAGGUCCCUUUAGGAUUUACAUUUUCGUUUCCAAUGGUUCAACAUUCUCUCGAUGUUGGAAUUUUGGUGACAUGGACAAAGAGUUUCAAUUGUCCAGACGUUGUCAAUAAGGACGCAGUUCAAUUACUCCGAGAUGCUCUUGCUCGUCGAGGUGAUACCAAAGUAAAAGUCAUAGCGGUAUUGAAUGAUACAACAGGAACUCUCGUACAAGGAGCUACAUUGGAUCCCGAUACAGCUAUUGGGCUCAUUCUGGGUACCGGUAGUAAUGCUUGCUAUCUUGAACGAGCUGACAGGGUCGAACAUUGGGAACCAGAGAGACAUGGGGAAAGAGAGGUCGUAAUAGAUAUCGAAUGGGGUGCCUUUGGAGACAACGGUGUUUUAGACUUUAUUAAAACUGAAUUCGAUCGCGAGAAUGACGCGAAUUCGCUUCUCGUAAAUUCAUUUACAUUCGAAAAAUAUAUCAGUGGAAAGUAUCUCGGUGAAAUAGUACGUAUUGUACUCACCAAAUUAACGAAAGAAGGGCUUUUAUUCUUAGAAAAAGAUCCAGGGCGUUCUUUUUUCACAUCAGGAACGCUUACCUCGGAUUUAGUAUCAUAUAUUGAACAAGACACCGUAGACGGCAGUACCGAUAAUACAAAAGAAGUUUUAGCAAAAUAUGAUAUCGUUCCAACCGACGAUGACAUAAAUAUUGUACAAUACGUGUGCGAAGUUGUUUCUAAUCGUGCAGCUCUUCUCGUUUCUAUAUGUCUCGCGGCAUUGUUGGAACGAAUCGAUAAGGAGAAUGUGACGAUCGCGGUCGAUGGUUCUCUGUAUAAACAUCAUCCUCGAUUCGAAACUUGGAUGAAGCAGUAUAUAGCUUUGCUUGCCCCUAGUCGUAAGUUCAAAUUGAUUCACGUCGAGGAUGGAAGUGGAAAGGGUGCAGCGCUGGUUACUGCGAUUGCGCAAAGGAUUCAAAAGAGAUUAACAUAAUUAUUAUUGACGGAGAAGUGAAUUCACUACUCCGGCAAUAUGUAAUACUCUAUCAGUAGUGCAAGCAUUCCAUGGCAGGACAAUUUCCUGGUUGUGUUAUAAAAAAGGGUAAUAGUCAAAAUGAUAUAACGUUAACUAUAUUUUCAUCAAAGUUGUUGCAUUUGCCAUUGUCAACCUCGUUGAACCAUCUUUAGGAUUUUCGUUAGAAACCAUUGUUUUCCCGUAAAUCUUUGGAAAGUAUAGUCGGCAAUUUUAAUUCAAACGAAAUAUAUAUAUAUAUACGAGUUUUAAUUUCUUUUGUAAAUACGAUUUUCCAUAAUCAAUGUAGAGUUUAGAAGGAUCUUUUUUUUCAAAGAAAAGCCUUACUUUACUAUAAUAAGAUAGUACAAAUCGAUGAAACGUUUGUAAAUUAAAUAUAGAUCGUUGGAACACACAAUUCCAUGCUAAAUAUAUAUAUAUAUAUAUAUAUAUAUAUAUAUAUAUAUAUAUAUAUAUAUAGGAAAGAAGAUAAGUAACAUAGUAAUUAUUCAAUCGAAUAAAUCUAGGAAUAAAUUGAAUUUAAAGUGCAAUUUAAAGUUUCAUCGAGACUUAUGAUAUAGUACGAUCACAAAUACGUAGAAAUUUUGACGCUCGAAUCGGCCGUAGAGAAAUAAAUAUAAAAAGGUAAACGAAAAUCCGUUGUUAAAUCUUGUAGAAAAAUGAAGAGGAGAGUAGGCGAAUGUUUAUAAAUCAAUUGUUACGAGUAUUCUGUGGUUGUAUACACCUUGUAAUUGUAUACGAUUGUUAAAAUAAAAAUUGAAAAAAGAAAAAAAGAAAAAAAAAAAGAGAGAGAGAGAAAUCUUUUACUCCGUAGAGUUGGUAAAAAUGUGUUAAGGGUAAAGAUGGCGAGGCGGGAAAUUUGAAAUUGAAUCAAUCGGGAGGAUGUAGGGUGAAGAGAACGGUCGAAUAACCAGAGGCGGUUCUCGUUCGCAGGCCGUCGAUAGGCCUAUCGAUCCUGUUGCUAGGCGGUAGGACGGGAGGGCGUUCGAGUGUCGCAGUUAGAUUCCCGCGUUUCCCGUCAGAUGACGCUGCGGUGGCGCGCGGCUCGCUCGCGGAGUGACAGCUCGGCGAGAACUGUCAGCCGGAGCGCGUUUACGCGGCCGUUUCUGUUAGAAAUAAGGAUACGAUCGGUCUUCGAAUCGGUAGGGUGUAAGCGCGAAAACGGGUUGGCGACAAGGAUCGUGUCGAGGAGAAGUAAUUUCGAUUUGUAUCGACUUUGAAAAUCGAGAGGUCUCGUACCUAACGGUGGGCGUGCACGCAGGAGGGAACGGCUCGCCGGCUCGGUCAGUCUACUGGAAGAUUCCAUUGUGUGAGAGUGGGCUUUGAAAAAGUUUCGGCUGGAAGGAGCUACGUUGCUUUCGCGCCUUUCGCAGCCUUCUCUUUGCUGGAUCGAUCAAGAAGGAGAAAAAGUCGAGGUAUCGUUGUCUUCUUUAUUUUUUCCUUAGAUUUUUACGUUCUUGUUAGGACGAGUCGCGAGAGCGGUAUCGAGGAUGAGGAGCGCGCGCGGGAGAGAGAGAGAGAGAGAGAGAGAGAGAGAGAGAGAGAGAAAGAGAGAGAGAGAGAGAGAGAGAACGAAUGAACGAGCUAGUGAGCGAGAGCGAGAUAGAGAGAUGCAUAGAGAGUUGGAACGAGAGGUUACCAAGGAUAAGAAGGCAAUGUAUUAGUAGUAGUAGUGUAGCAGAAGUAGCGUGUUAGUGUUAGUGCUGCUAAUGCCAGUGACGACAGAACGACGAUGGUGUGUAGUAGUGGUGAGAAUCGUGAUGGUGUGUUGGUGUUGAUGCUGGUGGUGGUGGUGGUGGUGGUGUGGUGCGAAGCGGGUUUGAGGUUACGCCGGCGAUCCUCGCGUUCAGCUGGGCUCUCAGCUGACGGCCGGCCGUUCCAAGACCGGCAUUGCGUGCCUUUCUUGUCUCUCCGUUUCCUGGACAGGUUCUAUCUUUCGAGCCUUCUCCCGUAUGAUAGAGCCGAAAAGCGAUAUAUCUAAUUUCUCUCGCUAGCUAUGGACUCUUGCCUUUUUUAUUCGUUCGAGAUUACGUUCACGUUCUUAUUCUAGUUCCAAUUAGAAAAAAAAGAAAAGAAAAGGAAAGAAAA